This is a messenger RNA of Portunus trituberculatus (swimming crab), 4219 nucleotides long. Its product is annotated as serine/threonine-protein kinase Nek4-like. The record is from RefSeq and is a predicted model, not a curated record. Gene Ontology annotation, molecular function: protein kinase activity; ATP binding. NCBI's taxonomy places the organism in Eukaryota, Metazoa, Arthropoda, Malacostraca, Decapoda, Portunidae. Gene Ontology annotation, biological process: protein phosphorylation. The transcript is spliced from 10 exons. The coding region runs from base 129 to 2540 and encodes 803 amino acids.
GAGUACAUAGCCAGCUGAUGGAUUUUUCAAAGGCGAGCGUCACCCGUAGGAACAUCUUUACCACAGCGCCGGCAAGCACACACACACACAUGCAUCCCGGCACACAUCAGCUUAAAAUACGGUAAAGGAUGCUAGUGGGCCAAGACCUGCAAACGGAAAAACUAAAGGGAGAAAAGCUAGAUUACUUACUGUCCGUCGCCAAGAGGAAAGAAAAGACAAGGACACAAAUUGCAUCUCCGGGGAAACUUGUAAAGGAGAAAUCAGAGCCAGAGGUGAUUUUGGAGUUGGAAAGUGAAGAAGUGGAGGCUGGUGAGCUUAUACUUCCACUCUCUGUAUCAUUCAUUCACUGCCCAGGCAACCAUCAUUUCUACCAUUUCCUGGGCCAUCAGCUGCCAGCCCUCCCACUCGCCUGUUUGCUCCAUCAAGUGUUUCCUGCUAGUGCCUCAGAAGGGUGUAGUGCAUGCCAGACUCUCCUGAGGAAAGAUAAUGACUCUCAUAAAAGAAAAAGACGUAGAAAAGCAAGAUUAAGGUCUCAUGGUUUGUGCAGCACCCAACAGGAGACAAGGAAUGUUUGUGCCACCAGAGCUGGAUGUUACAAGAAGGAGAGAUGCCUCAGAAAUAUUGGUGGGACUGAACUCCUCCUCAGCCCGCCUGUCUCAUCACUGCACAGCCCAGAUACAGAAAGGCAGCUGACUAGUGGCUCAAGUUGUGAGGUAGCAUCACCAACAAUGACAACAGUGGAAGGAAUAGAAGUGGUGCGGGAGAUUGGGCGUGGAAACUAUGGCUCAGUGUGGCUGGUGAGGCAGCCAGGCUCCUCCAAGAACUUAGUGCUCAAAUGUGUGGAUCUGACUCAUUGCAGUGUAGGGGAGGUGGAGGCUGCCAGGCAGGAAGUCCGUAUUCUAGCAGGGUUGAGGCAUCCAAAUAUAGUAUCAUAUAAGGGAUCCUUUGAGGUUGGUCGGCGGCUGAAUCUUUUGAUGGGUUACUGUGCCGGGGGGGACAUGGCUUCCCUCAUUAAGCGGCAACGUGGACAAUUAUUUCCUGAAGUAAAGAUUGUACGGUGGCUCAUCCAGAUUACAAUGGCACUGCAGUACCUGCACAAUCGACGCAUCCUUCACCGUGACCUCAAGACACGCAACAUCUUCCUGACACGCUCUGGACUCAUCAAGCUUGGAGACUUCGGCAUUGCACGCAUCCUUGGCUCCUCGCAUGAUAUGGCCACUACCCUUGUUGGCACACCUUACUACAUGAGUCCUGAACUGUUUGCUGGCCUGCCAUACAACCACAAGUCAGAUGUGUGGGCACUUGGGUGCUGUCUUUAUGAGCUGGCCACUCUCAAGCAUGCCUUCCCUGCUAGAGAUAUCCCUGGCCUUAUCUCCAAGAUUUCUAAAGGCAAGAUUGUUGGCCUGGAUGAGCAAUACAGUGAUGACCUGAGGCAUCUGGUGCUGAGCCUCAUGACUCGCAGCCCUGAGCACCGUCUUUCUGCAUCACAAAUAUUGCGCCUUCCAUACAUCAGGCAGCAUAUGUCUCUGUUCCUCAAGGAUACUAGUGAUAAUGCUGAAGAGAUAAAUGGAUCUGAAAAACUACCCACUGAAAAGAAAAUAUUGCCUGAUGUCUUGCAGGAUUCAGGAAUGAGUGGUGUCCAGUCAUCAUUGGAAGGCAAGCAGCCUCCUAAUACUGCUCAUGAAAAUGUUGGUCAACACAAGCACUUAGUGGCAAGAAGGUGCUGUGAGAUCAUCCCAAGUGAGUUUGAAUCAUUGCAAAUUGCUGGUGAUAAGAUAAAAUUGGAGGAAAGGGACCGAAGUGAAACAAAACCAAGUGGCACCAAGGAGUGCCACUGUUCUCGCAAGGAAAAAUUGCAGCAACAUUCCUGCAAUAGUGGCCACUUGCAUUCCCAAUCUCGUGCUCGGCGACGUGACAAUAGAGAGGUGGAGGAAAGUGGGGACAGCUUCCAGGAUCACUUGAGUCCCUCCGUAGUCUCCUCACUCACAAGCCGUAAGACCCCUAUACCACCACAUUCCUCCCUAUCUGCACGAGAGCGGCGGCGACAGCAGAGGAGAGGGGAGAAUGAGAAUGGCAGGUCUUCCACAUCUGGUGAUGGACACAAAGGAGAAAAGGAUGACUCAGAAAGCAGUAGUUCACAGUCCCCAACUGAGGAUUCUGAUGAAUACAGUAACUCAGACACCAGCACUGCUACACCCCCUCAAGGUUAUGAAGAGGAUUUCCUUCAGAGUCUAAGCUCAACACUUACAGAAACUAGUAGCCCAAGUGAAGGUGAAAGUGAGCAGACAGAAGAGGAUAAUGUGGGACAUCUGGAAGCAACAAUUGCCAAGCUGGAAGAUUAUCUGGUUACCAAGAUGGGCAAGGUGCAAGGCAGACUAGUCAUAAAUGUGUUGAAAGAGGAAGAUGACGACGAUGAGGUAGAAGGAAACUGGGAGGCCCGAUUAAGGGAGGUGGAACAGUUGGUUGGAAGUAAACUGGAUCCUGAUGUUGCUACCACUGCUUGGCACCUCCAUCUUUGUUAUGUACUGCAACACACCUGAGAAAGGGAAGUGACAAUACUAAAAUGUCUGUGAUCCAUUAUAGAUCUAAGCUACUUUUUGGGUCCAAAAGAUAAUGAUCAUUCCUAUGAUAGCAAUGGUAUGUGAGGUGCUGUACAUCUGGCAGCUUUUCAUCAUUCAGUCUUCAGUUAAAUUUCAGGGCAGAGCUCAAGGAGAAAAUUCUGUAUUAGAUCUGUUUUUGAGGUUAGUGCAUUAAGAGCAAGGGAUUGUUAGAAGCUGCCAUUUUAUAUACUAUUUAAGAGCUUCCAAUAUUUAUAAAAUACUCACAUGUCCUAUUCUAGAACUUCUAUCAUGUAAAUAAUUCUGGUUUUAAAGAAUGAUUUUAUCAUCCCUUUCUAGUGUUGUCCCUUAUCUUUUUCAUAAUUUUAAUACAAGUUGUGGAGUCAAUCAAUGAUGAUCAUUCUGCCAAAUGUACAGAGCUCAUUCUAGUGUAGGUUUGGCAUAUUCAUAUCGUUCAUUUCUUCUUAUAUUGGUGUAGAAUGGAACAUGACUUUUGAGUUCCCAGUUUUCUCAAAAAACCAUGUGACCAAAAUUCAUGGCACUAAUUUUAUUUUAAUAAAAAAAUGUAUUCAGUGCUCCAGUUUGCCAGUAGUAACUUAUACAAAUUAAUUUUAACACAGCAUAACAGAGCUGUCAUGGCCAUGUGCUCAAGCAGGAUCACUGGAUUUCAUCACUUGCAUGUGUGGAGUCGUGGUCUGUAUACCACUUGCACUACUCUUCACUCCUUAUUAAACCUUGCCAUGGUGGCCAGUGUAGUAGUAGUGCACACUGCAAAGGUAAAAACCCACCAUGAAGCAUCCACUCUUUACUUUCACCUUUCACCUGAUUGGCUAUUAACAUGUGGGAAUAAAUUAGUGAGACGUACCUAACAAAUAUACAUACCUUAGAGCUGCAAUGUGUAGUCUUAAGUGUUAAAGGUGUUAAAUUCAUUACAUUGUGUUUGUUGGUGCAGUGCCGAAGAACAUGGAAAAAUUAUUAUAUAGCAAGAUAAUGAAUUUAAAAUACUAAGGGACAAAUAUAGUCUCCCUGCUCUUGAUCACACUCAGAGUACAUUAUAAUAUGAUUUUAAAUGUUAAGUAUCACCAGUUAAUUCCCUUAAUUUAUCAUGUGUACUUGGAGACAAACUAUGCUAUUUUUUAUGAUAAUAGUGGUUAUUAUUAUACUGUGAAAAUAGCAGGGCCAAUUUUGCUGGGCCAAUUUUAAUACUUCCAUAGUAUAUUUUACAAUAAUGAAUAAAUAAUAUUAAGAAAAUAUUUUAAUUUAAAAUAAUAUAAAAUAUUAAUGUAAAUAGAAUGCAAGUACUUGAGAAAAGAGAUGAGCAUUGAUGUUAUCAAUGUUCAUCUUCUUUUUCACACUGCUUUACAUAGUAUGCAGUGGCAGUGCUUUACUAUCCUCCAACAAUAGUACAAUACAUGUAUACUGUCUGAAGAUGGUAAUGGUAAGUCUCUUGACUAAGAAUCAAGGAGAAUAAUCAUUGUGGUGUGUAGGAAAGGUGGGACAAUGGAUAUGUGUGUGAAUGUGUAACAACUUACUUGUAUUGUGUGUCCAUUGAGGAUGCUUGCUGUAUGUUGGUGUUCUGCACAUCACCAAACAUCUCCCUGAAACAAAGACAAAACAAACUAUUUAUAACUCAAACAAUAAAUUUUUUUGUAUAUAUCCAA